Prorocentrum cordatum is the source of this 1385-nucleotide messenger RNA. Lineage: Eukaryota; Dinophyceae; Prorocentrales; Prorocentraceae. The record is from the annotation of a GenBank genome assembly.
CUGAGUAGCCAGUUUGGGCUCGAGGGCCCCGGCCGGCAGAGGCCGCCCGCGCGGGCGCGCCCGCGUCGCCAUGCUGGGCCGCCUCGCGCUCGCGCUGGCGGCCGCGGGGGCGCGGCCUGCGGCGGCGGACCACGUGCACCUGCCGCCCGCCUUCGCGAGGCUCUACCCGGCAGGCCACACGGCGGGGGCGCAGAGCAGGGAGCUGAUCCUCGGCAUGCGGGAGAUCUUCGACGUGGCCAAGCUGUGGCACGAGGGGGAGCUCGCCGGGGACGCGGAGGGCGUCGAGGGCAAGCGGAAGAAGUGCGAGGUGAUCUACCAGGACCUGGCCAAGGCGGCUGAUUAUCCACACGACGUCUUCAGCGGGCUCCGCCUCUUCGCCACGACGAUGAAGAAGGCAGCCGACAGCUCUGACGUCGCAGCCAUGGAUAAAGCCCUUGGCAUGAGGCAUAAGUUCUCAAAGGCGCUGGAGCGGAUCGCUGGGAAGGUCGAGGCGGCAAAGGAGCAAGUAAGAAUUCUUCAUAAGAAGAAAAUGGAAAAGGCGAAGAAGGCAGCAGAGGCGGCCGCAGCCAGAGGAGACGACGGAGUCGCAUUUGACGAUGACGGCGUCGACGAAGAUGAGGAUCUGCCAGACGUCGGGGACGAAGACAACAGGGAUGAGUUUUGAUUAGUAGCCGUACGUAUUUGGGCCCUUUGGUUUCUGACUAUGUUUUGUUAUCGCUUGUUACAUGGGGCAGGGCAGAUUUGGACGUAAAUGCAUCAGUCGGUGCGCGGCAUACCCACCUAGAGCGGGCAUCGGGCAGCCUGCGCACAUAGCACAAGCAUGGCGAAAGCAACGGCUGGGAGCGUCGAUAGAUAGUCUCGUGCACAUCUCCGUCGUCUCUACGCACCUCCUGGACCGCGCCGCUCUGUUUUCCAAGGCGCACGUCUACAAUCACGGUGGGGACGUUUCACCAAUUUUCCAUCUGCUUGUUGGUACACGCCCGCCCAUGCGAUCUCUCCCAAGCCACGACCUGGUCCAUCGAUUCGUCGGUUAUAUGCUGGCGGGUUCGCCUCUACAGGUUCGCAUGGCGCAGUCACGCGUGUUGACAUGCUGCAGUUGCCGUCGCUUGGGAGGGAACAAAGAAGCCGCCAGGUUGGGCAUCCCAAGUAUUCGUCCGUGCUUCUGGUUCGUUAGUGAAGCCUUUUGCCCUCUAGGAAGCCUGUGCCACCGCGGCUUGGCGAUGCUCGGAACAGUGGCCAGAAUGGUGCAUGGCAGGGGUCCGAGGGGAGGUCUUGUGUUUCAAAGUUGGAGGGCAGCUCAAAAGGGCUCUCGCUCAAAUGGUAGGGUGUUGCGUCGCGUGUCUUCAGGGGAGGCGCUGCCCGCAGUGGAACGGAUACUUGUGAGG